GAAAGGCAGCAGCAUGGCCAGUGUGCUGUCCCGGCGCCUUGGUAAGCGGUCCCUCCUGGGAGCCCGGGUGUUGGGGCCCCCUGGGGCAGCCCCACCGUUGGAGCCUCAGACUGAGCUGCUGGAGGGGGCGGCCACCCAGCCCUUCCUUGCCUCUAAGGACACUUCCUGCCAGGAGCAGCCCAAAGAGAUCCUCAAGGCUCCUGGCCCUUCGGGCCUCCAGCAGGUGGCCUUUCAACCUGGGCAGAAGGUUUAUGUGUGGUACGGGGGUCAAGAAUGCACAGGACUAGUGGAGCAGCAUAGUUGGGCAGAGGACAAGGUGACUGUCUGGCUUUUGGAUCAGAAGUUACAAAUCUGCUGUAAAGCGGAGGAGGUGUGGCUGGCUGAGCUGCAGGGCCCCAUCCCCCAGGCACCACCAGCCUAUAGGCCUGUCUCCAGGAACAUUGAUGUCCCAAAGAGGAAGUCGGAUGCAGUGGAAAUGGACGAGAUGAUGGCGGCCAUGGUGCUGACGUCCCUGUCCUGCAGCCCAGUCGUGCAGAGCCCUCCUGGGGCCGAGGCCAACUUCUCUGCUUCCAGAGCAGCCUGUGAUCCGUGGAAGGAGAGUGGCGAUGUGUCGGACAGUGGCAGCAGCACCACCAGUGGGCACUGGAGCGCAGGCAGUGGCAUUUCUACACCCUCGCCUCCCCACCCCCAGGCCAGCCCCAAGUAUUUGGGGGAUGCCUUUGGUUCUCCCCAGACUGAUCAUGGAUUUGAGACCGAUCCCGAUGCUUUCCUGUUGGAUGAACCAGCUCCACGCAAAAGAAAGAACUCUGUGAAGGUGAUGUACAAGUGCCUGUGGCCAAAUUGUGGCAAAGUUCUGCGCUCAAUUGUGGGCAUCAAACGACACGUCAAAGCCCUCCACCUGGGAGACACCGUGGACUCUGACCAGUUCAAGCGGGAGGAGGAUUUCUACUACACAGAGGUGCAGAUGAAGGAGGAAGCUGCCGCUGGCGCCCCCACAACUGACCCAGCCCCAGCCCCCAGCAUGACCAGCCCACCCCUUGCCCUCCUCCCUCCACCUCCUCCCAAAACCCAGUCCUCAGGCCCAGAACACCCCGGCCUGGAGUCUUAUCUGCCCUCUGGUGCUCUCAGCAAGUCAGCUCCUGGCUCCUUCUGGCACAUUCAGGCUGAUCACGCAUACCAGGCCCUGCCAUCCUUUCAGAUUCCCGUGUCGCCACACAUCUACACCAGUAUUAGCUGGGCUGCUGCCCCCUCCACGGCCUCCUCCCUCUCUCCGGUCCGGAGCAGGUCGCUAAGCUUCAGCGAGCCUCAGCAGCCACCACCUGCAGUGAAGUCCCACCUGAUUGUUACUUCUCCGCCCAGGGCCCAGAGCAGCACCAGGAAAGCCCGUGGGGAGGCCAAGAAGUGCCGCAAAGUGUACGGCAUCGAGCACCGGGACCAGUGGUGCACGGCCUGCCGCUGGAAGAAGGCCUGCCAGCGCUUCCUGGACUGAACCCACCCCGCUGCUGCCGCCGCCGCCAUCUCUGCCGCUGCAGGCUCCUGCUCCCUGCUCCCCGCCCCCACCGGCAGCCGGACUGAGAAAGACAGACGCAUCCUGUGCCCUCCGCAGAGACCUAACUGAUACAGAGUGGACAUUGGGAGUUUGGGCUCUAUUGGAUAAGGUUUAAUACUUAAAAACAUUUUCCCCCACCCACCCCUGACUUCCCUUUUGGGAACAUUUGAGUUUUUCAAAGAUGAAAGGAAAAUACUACCCCCCACCCCUGUACCCCUAAAAUAAGAGAGCCAAAACUGACCAAGGGUAUUCUGCAGUGAACCAGAGACCAAAGAACUAAUUACCCUCUCUUUCCCACGUCUCUGUCUAGGGGAUUAGUUUGCAUGUAUCAAAAGAAGGAACAGCUCAUUCUGUUUUCCUGCUGAGUUGGUGAAUUCUUUGCUUUCUCAACUCUUCCAGAAGGGACUGUGAGCAAGAUGAAUUUACUUUUCUUUAAAAAAAAAAAGUUUCUGGCUGAGGACUCCGAGAGCAGGACCUGUGGCUGGUGGGGGGCAUGGGGGGCAUCUGUGCACUUUUUAAGGUGCAGCUGGCCCGUCUUCUCCACCCGAAUCCAGGAGAAGGGAGAGCCUGUCCUCACCGAGCAGCUUCCAUGGAAGUAAAAGGAAAACCCUUUCUUGGUGACAACUAUUUGAAUCUGGGUUCCCUCUGAAGUUGGGCUGCAUCCCAACAAAUAUUGUAUGGCUUCUUCUCAAAGCCCAGACUAAUAGGUUUUUAAAGACUGUCCCCAAAUAGCUGAGCCAAAAGGCUGUACGAAUUCACUUUUUGAAAUGUGGCAGUUAAACACUACCUUGAUCCUUCUUUCCUCUGCUCCUUGGGGAAACGUUGGAGGGUUUCAGUAUUUGUGAAAGCCCUCUGCUGAGUGAACAAACUCCCUCUCGAUGUUCCUCCCUCCCGGUUAUGGAGAUGACACCUCUAAAACACUUUAUUUUCUUUUCCCAGUGUAUUCAGAAGCCUUUUAUCUGAUUAAAGUUUCCUUUCAUUUGGAUGAGAGACCCCUCCCCCAUCCAGCCCCCAGCCUGUGCAGGUUCCUCUUUGUCUCUAGCUUUACCUGGGAUUUUCCCAUUCCCUCCAAGGCUGCAGUUAGGGCUGGUGUGGGGGAGGGAGAGGACGAAAACAGAGGAGGUAGAAAGGUAAGUGGCAGCUUGCCGCCAUGUUGGAGACGGAGUUGGCAGGUUCCUGAUUGUUGUGUUGGCUCAGGGUCUGGGAGAAUGUGAUCUGCUCCCUAAGGUGACCAGUAGGACAGGACUCUGCCAUCAAUGCAGGAGGUCUCUGGAAUUUAAUCAGCGUUGGUCCAGUUCCUGAGAUGGGAGCGUCCGGUGGAUGUGGUGUAACCUUCUCAGAGGUAGCUGCUGAGCACCAUUUCUUGCUUGCAGCGGUGGGGGGGAAGGUCAGAAGAGUCCUGAGAACUCUGGUGAGGAGGGGCUGGGUUAGCAGCUCCUGGUGCUGCAGCCCUCAUCUUGUUUCUGGAGGCCCGAAGAAUUGAGAGCAGCCUGGAUCGCGUUGCUUGGGAAGUAAAUAAGCAAAACUAUUCUUGUUGACGAGGAGGGAGAUGUGGAUGGGGAGCUUGGUGCCCUGCAGAUCACUGCUUAAUUACAACCAGACAUGCUGGCCCUCAGGGAGGGCAUGAAUUGUUUUGGGGCUCCCCUUGCUCUUAAGCCUGACUUGUUUGGGAGUUCCUCAGGCCAGCAGGAGCGUGGCCACCCGGUGCCUGCCUGUCUGGGAUCUCAGUGCUGUACUUACAUGCUGGAGGUCGGGGGCUCGAGAAUCCCACCAAACCACCUCUCCUGGGGCUGGGCAGCAGCCUCCGUCCCCUGGCUGUACCUGAGGCCGUCCUCUCUCACUCCCAGGUGGAGAUACCGGCUUACCAAGGCCCUUCGGCCACUUCAUGUGGGACUUGUGCAGGUGUUUGUGAAUCUGUGACAGUGAGGGUUAGAAAACCCAACCUUAGAGGCAUGGUGUGUGAAGGGUGAUAGUGACCUGGGUUUGGUGAUGGAGGGACAGACACUCAUGCAUAGGUGUCUUUGGUGGUGAUGGGGUAUAUUUUUAUAACUUAGUUAAAAAAAAAAAAGGAAUCUGUCCCUAAAGCUGGAAACAAGGCCAGCAAGAGGUGGCCCAGGGGCCCUCCUGUCCCUUCCACCUCCCUGAGAAUUAAAAGCUGACGGCAGAUUGUGGCUCGUCCUGACAGCUCACCUCCCUCAUCCAUCUUCAGAUCUUCUUGGCAAGGGGAGGGGGCUUCUGAGACGUGAGGACCCUGCCCAGCAGCAUUCUCCCCUCUCCUCUUAAUCUUGGCUCUUGUCGAGUUUCGUCUUUAGAAAAGCUGUUUUCAUUUCCCCCCUCAGUUUGGACUUUGUCGAUAUAACUGGAUAUCUAGGCUUCCUGUAAGUGAGGGAGGCUUCUCUUGUCAUUGGUACACAGGGAAGAAAAGGAAGAGGAGAAACAAGAAAUGGAUGAAACAGUUUAAAACUGAGGUGGCUUUUUUUUUUUUAAUGUUUUAUUUUGGUGCAGCUUUUCCAUGUCUAUAUUUGCUCCUCUCCUUUUCCAUGGUGGUAGCCUUCUCUGGCCUCUGCCCUCUCACCCCACCUUGUGGCUGUUGUGUUCUUGACAUGUGCUCUGCCCUUGGGGUUGUCCCGUUUGUUUCUUCUCAGAGGGUGGGGGUGGCUUGUGAACCGAUCAGCGACUCUGCCUGUUCUCUUCAUCUUUGUGUCUCUCCCUGCUUCCCAGCCCACCUGGGCCGCAGACUCUGAGAGAAGGUCAGGUGCCACGGGCGUGCAUUUGAAACUAACAGGACUGAUUUUCUGUGAUUUUGGGAAACCCAUUUAUUCCGGGGAUGUUACCCUUAUUCAAAGUAUUUCUUGGAAUUUACCUUUGGAGUCUGUGGUGCCUGCUUUGAAUAGCCUUAAUGAUACGAAAUCUGUACCUAUGCUCAUUCAGUGCAGAGUCUGGUGAAUGAAUGAUAUCUGUGGUCAAGUGACUUGACAGGUGCAAAGCUCACAGGCUGACCAGUGAGGAAAAUAGCUUGGAUUUAUGUGUCUUUUAAGCUGGCUGUGAAGGCAGUUUUGUAAUUUCAGAGAGCGUUUUGGGCAAUAGCCACAUUGUGAUUGUAAGCCUAUAGCUUGACUCCUUGGAGGACAUUAUUAAUUUGGGUGUGGAAACUCUGAUUUGUUUGAAGAAAUCUGUCCUGUUACUUUCUGGACCUCCCACGUUCUGACUUUACUAGGGGCCAAAAAGAAAAAAAAAAAGAAAAGAAAAGAAAAAAAAAGAAAAAAGGAGAGAGAGAAGAGGGAGAUAAGUCCCAUCUGUGAAUUUGUCUUAUUGGCGCCUUUUCCCCCAGCUGUCUUCCAAGUAUUAUUUUUACUGUUAAAAAAAUUUUUUUUAAAAAUGUGAAAUGUAAUGUUUUUACAGCAACAAUAUGAAAUAUAUUUUAUAAGGAAUAAAAUGGUACAUUGUCUGA
Suricata suricatta (meerkat) is the source of this 5000-nucleotide messenger RNA. It is a transcript of the gene ZNF395, whose product is annotated as zinc finger protein 395. The coding region runs from base 14 to 1489 and encodes 491 amino acids. Gene Ontology annotation, cellular component: nucleus. Lineage: Eukaryota; Metazoa; Chordata; Mammalia; Carnivora; Herpestidae. Gene Ontology annotation, molecular function: DNA-binding transcription factor activity; RNA polymerase II cis-regulatory region sequence-specific DNA binding. The transcript is spliced from 9 exons. The record is from RefSeq and is a predicted model, not a curated record. Gene Ontology annotation, biological process: regulation of transcription by RNA polymerase II.